Messenger RNA from Cucumis sativus (cucumber), 6204 nucleotides. RefSeq lists its product as uncharacterized. NCBI's taxonomy places the organism in Eukaryota, Viridiplantae, Streptophyta, Magnoliopsida, Cucurbitales, Cucurbitaceae. The record is from RefSeq and is a predicted model, not a curated record. Gene Ontology annotation, biological process: DNA integration. Gene Ontology annotation, molecular function: RNA-DNA hybrid ribonuclease activity; nucleic acid binding.
AUGGAAGAACAAGAUAAAGACAUGGAUAAAAUGAGACAAGAUAUUAAUAAUCUUGGGGAACAAGUUUCAAAAAUACUGGAAUUGCUUUCAGCAGGAAAAGGAAAAGUCGUCGUAGAAACAGCACAAUCAAGUAAUCCGGUUCAAGACACCGAUGAUCCCAUUUAUCCCCCAGGAUUUACGCCACGCCACAUGAACGCUACACAGUCUCAAACCGCUCAACAUUAUGUUGCUAUGAAUCCACUUUUUGAUGUUCCACCUCCUGUCCCAGAUAUAGAACAAUUGGAAACUCAGGCUAAAAUUCAAGACAUGGGGCAAAAUGAAAACACUCCGGCUAAGCAAAAACUAGAUGUUUUGGAAGAAAGAUUGCGAGCAAUUGAAGGGACUGAUGUUUAUGGAAAUAUAGAUGCAACACAGUUGUGUUUAGUACCGGGUUUGAUCAUUCCAACAAAGUUUAAAGUUCCCGAAUUUGACAAAUAUGAUGGAUCAUCGUGUCCAAGGAGUCAUCUUAUAAUGUAUUGUAGAAAGAUGGCAGCGCAUAUUGGUAAUGACAAAUUGUUGAUCCAUUGCUUUCAGGACAGUUUGACUGGUCCAGCUACUCGAUGGUAUAUUCAAUUAGAUAAUGCACACAUUCAUGUUUGGAAGGAUUUAGCUGAUGCAUUUCUAAAGCAAUACAAACAUAAUAUUGAUAUGGCUCCAGAUCGUUUAGACUUACAACGGAUGGAGAAGAAAAGUUCAGAAAGCUUUAAAGAAUAUGCUCAACGAUGGAGAGAUAUAGCCGCAGAGGUUCAACCACCAUUAACAGACAAAGAAAUGACAUUUAUGUUUAUGAAUACUUUGCGGGCGCCGUUCUAUGAUCGAAUGAUUGGUAAUGCUACAACCAAUUUUUCUGACAUUAUUGUUAUUGGUGAAAGAAUUGAAUAUGGGAUAAAACAUGGGAGGUUAAUAGAGACUUCAGCUGAGUAUGGUGGAUUAAAGAAAGGAGCAACACCUAAGAAGAAAGAAGGUGAGGUUCAUGCAAUUGGUUUUCCUAAUUUAGGGAACCACAAAUCAACUUUUGGCCAAAGAAAACAUGACCAAAGUUUUCCUUCAUAUAUAAGCAAUGUUACUCAUAUCCCUUAUAACAACUAUGUACCAACCCACUCUCCCUCUGGAGCCCCAAAACUUGUAAAUUCAAACUUUUCUCGACCGUUUGUACAAGGUCAGGGUAGCAAGACCAACUCAGAAACAUUUCGAUUUGACCCAAUUCCUAUGACAUAUACAGAGCUUUUACCUCAGCUAGUUCAUAAUCGACAGUUAGCUCCUAUCCCAAUAAAUCCUAUACAACCUCCUUAUCCAAAAUGGUAUGAUCCAAAUGCUCGAUGUGAUUAUCAUGCCGGAGGAGUGGGACACUCAACUGAAAAUUGUUUAGCUUUGAAAAGGAAGUUUAACAUUGGGGCAAGGAGGAAAAGUGAGAAAAGAAAUGUGAAUGAACAUGACAAAGAGCAGGAUGUAGAGAUGUCUGUCACAGCAAAAGAUAUAGAAUGCAAAAAACCUGUUACAGAUGAGGCAGCAAACGAAUUCUUGAAAAUAGUAAAACAAAGUGAGUAUAAAGAGCAAAUGCAUAAUACUCCAGCUCGAAUUUCUUUAUUAUCUUUGUUUUUAAAUUCAGAGCCUCAUCGCAAAGUGCUAUUAGAUAUUUUGAAUAAGGCACAUGUUGGACAUGACAUUUCAGUGGAAAAGUUCAGCGGAAUUAUUGGAAGCAUUACGUCUUCAAAUUCUAUAGUCUUCACGGAUGAUGAAAUUCCCCCUGAAGGUUUAGGCCAUAUAAAAGCACUGCAUAUUCAAGUGAAGUACAAGGAUUAUGUUAUAGCAAGAGUUUUAGUGGAUAACGGUUCAGCUCUUAAUAUAAUGCCUAAAUCUACACUAUUAAAGCUCCCAGUGGACAUGUCAUACAUCAAAUCAAGUACUAUGGUAGUGAGAGCUUUUGAUGGAUCACGAAGAGAAGUAAUUGGUGAUAUUGAAUUACCAAUCAAAAUUGGCCCAUGUACUUUCAAUAUAGUCUUUCAAGUAAUGGAGAUAACACCUACUUACAGCUUUUUGUUAGGUCGUCCUUGGAUUCACUCUGCAGGAGUGGUGCCAUCUACAUUGCAUCAAAAAUUGAAAUUUAUUGUUGGGAGUAAGAUGAUUUGUUUAAUGGGAGAGGAAGAUUUUCUGAUAACAAAACCGAUAUCAACCCCAUAUGUGGAGGCAACAGAAGAAGCUUUAGAGUGUUCUUUUCGCUCUUUUGAAAUUGCUCAUGCAACUAUGAUGGAAGCAACUGCAGGUGAAGUAAUAAAGUCACACAUGCCUAAAGUUACGACAAAAAGGAUGAUGAGAAGUGGAGGAUAUGGUUUGAAUCAAAGCUUGGAAACACUUCUAAAUACACCAAGCAAUGAAGGGAGAUUUGGUUUGGGUUAUAUGCCAAACGUAUAUGAUAAAAUUAGGCUUCAAAAAGAAAAGAAGAAAAGGUGUUUGGAAAAGCAAGGGAUGAUGGUGUUUGAUCCAAGUCUAAAAUUUAUACCAGCAUUAUAUGAUACUUUCAAGAGUGCUGGUAUAAGUUACUCAUCACGUGACUCUGAUUCAAAACAUUGUUUGUUAACAAAGAUGGAGAGUUUAUCAAUUGCAGCAGUGGCACAAGAAGCAUCAUUUGAAGAUGAAACAGUUUAUGCAUGUCCACCUAAUUUUGAGCUUAACAAUUGGGAUGUUUUUCUUUCUUGCAUCUUGCAAAUUAAACACAAAAGUCCAAACUUUUUCAUAGACAACAUUCAUAAGAACGAAGAUGUUAGUAAUUCCAGUUCUACCCUUGAUACCUUAAUAUACACUAUGGAAUCUGACAAAGAGAGUGACGAUGAAAAUGCUGGGAGAAUAUCCUCAGAACUGUUAAGAUUAGUAGAAGAAGAAGAUAAGGUCUUAGGUCCUCACCAAGAGCUAGUUGAAGUAAUCAAUUUGGGUUCUCAGGAGGAAUCAAAAGAGGUAAAAAUUGGCACAUCAAUGACCAGUGAAACUCGAAAAAAAAUAAUCAAUUUGUUACGUGAGUACUCAGAUAUUUUUGCUUGGAGUUAUCAGGAUAUGCCGGGGUUAAAUACGGAUAUUGUAGUACAUCGUGUUCCUUUGAAGCCAGAAUGCAAUCCAGUAAGACAAAAGCUACGUAAAAUGAAGCCUGAUAUAUUGAUUAAAAUGAAAGAGGAAGUACAAAAACAAAUUGAAGCAGGAUUCCUCAUAGUCUCCAAAUAUCCUGAAUGGGUGGCAAAUAUUGUUCCAGUACCUAAAAAAGACGGAAAAGUGAGAAUGUGUGUGGACUAUAGAGAUUUAAAUCGAGCUAGUCCAAAAGAUAACUUCCCUUUACCUCACAUCGACAUGUUGGUGGAUAACACUGCAGGAUAUUCAACUUUCUCCUUCAUGGAUGGUUUCUCAGGAUAUAAUCAAAUCAAAAUGGCUGAAGAAGAUAGAGAAAAAACAACAUUCAUUACCCUUUGGGGAACAUUUUGCUACAAAGUAAUGCCUUUUGGUUUGAAAAAUGCCGGGGCAACAUAUCAGCGAGCAAUGGUUACACUUUUUCAUGAUAUGAUGCAUAAGGAAAUAGAGGUGUAUGUUGAUGAUAUGAUUGCAAAAUCCAAGGCAAAUGAAGAUCAUACAACUAUACUUCAAAAAUUAUUCGAUCGGUUGAGAAAGUAUCAAUUGAAAUUAAAUCCAUCCAAAUGUACAUUUGGGGCAACCUCGGGAAAACUGUUGGGAUUCAUUGUCAGUGAAGAAGGGAUCAAAGUAGACCCAGAUAAAGUGAAGGCUAUCAUGGACAUGCCAUCCCCUGAAACGGAAAAAGAAGUUCGAGCCUUUCUUGGAAGACUGAAUUACAUAUCCAGAUUUAUCUCACAUUUGACCCCAACUUGCGAACCAAUCUUCAAGCUUUUACGUAAAAAUAAUCCAGGAAAAUGGAAUGAGGAUUGUGAAGAAGCUUUCAACAAAAUUAAGCAAUAUCUACAAAGCCCACCUGUAUUGAUACCUCCAGCUCCAGGACGGCCGUUAAUCCUAUACUUGACGGUUUUAGAAGGUUCUAUGGGUGGUGUUCUAGGACAACAUGACUUAUCAGGAAAGAAAGAGCAUGCUAUUUAUUAUUUAAGCAAAAAAUUCACCGAUUAUGAGUCGAAAUACUCAAUGUUAGAGCGAACUUGUUGUGCUUUGGUAUGGACCGCUCACCGUUUGAGGCAAUAUAUGUUAUAUCCGACAUGGCUUAUUUCAAAAAUGGAUCCAAUAAAAUACAUUUUUGAGAAACCGUCAUUAUCUGGUAGAAUUGCAAAGUGGCAAGUUUUGUUGUCAGAGUAUGAUAUUGUUUAUGUUACUAAAAAAGCAAUAAAGGGAAGUGCGCUUGCUGAUCAUUUAGCUGCCCAACCAGUAGCAGAUUACGAGCCAAUGAGCGUUGAUUUUCCUGAUGAAAACAUAUUUUUAGUUGAAAAUGAUGCUACGGAUCAUGAGACUUGGAUUAUGCUUUUUGAUGGUGCCUCAAAUGAGUUGGGACAUGGGAUUGGAGUUGUACUAAUUUCCCCAAAAGGAAAGGUAUUUCCCCUAACAGCUAAGUUAUGUUUUGAAUGCACUCACAAUAUCGCUGAAUAUGAAGCUUGUAUUAUGGGACUUCAAGCAGCAAUCGACAUGAGUGUUAAAAAGUUGAAAGUUUUGGGUGACUCAAUGCUAGUAAUACAUCAAGUCAAGGAAGAAUGGGAAACAAGAGAUGCUAAAUGUCCUUAUAGCCAAUACAUUGCAAAAUUAUCUCAAAAUUUUGAGAAAAUUUCAUUUGACCAUGUUCAUAGGGAAGACAAUCGAAUGGCAGAUGCAUUAGCCACCCUGGCAGUCAUGUUUAAUCUUAAUCUUGAGUAUGAGCUUUAUCCAAUCCAAAUUACGAAAAGAGAUGCGCCGGCAUAUUGCAUGAAUAUUGAAAAUGACAACAAGCCAUGGUAUUUUGAUAUCAAGCAAUACAUAAAGUGUAGAGAAUAUCCAUAUGGAGCUUCAAAGAAUGAACGCACAAUAAGAAGGUUGGCCAUGAACUUUUUCUUAAGUGGUGAAGUUCUUUAUAAAAGAAACCAUGAUAUGGUACUCCUUCGGUGUGUUGAUGUGGAAGAAGCAAAACAAAUUAUGAUAGAAAUUCAUGAAGGAAUAUGUGGAACACAUGCUAACGGACAUACUAUGGCCAGACAAAUACUUAGAUCUGGUUAUUAUUGGACAACGAUGGAAUCAGACUGCAUAAAAUAUGCAAGAGAAUGUAAAAAGUGUCAAAUUUAUAUGGAUAGGAUUCAUGCAGCAGCAUCUCCAUUGCAUGUCUUGUCAGCACCAUGGCCAUUUUCUUUGUGGGGAAUUGAUGUUAUUGGACCCAUUGAUCCUAAAGCCUCAAAUGGUCAUCGUUUUAUUCUUGUAGCCAUUGAUUACUUCACUAAAUGGAUAGAGGCGGCAUCUUACUGCAAUGUUACAAGAGGAGUGGUACUCAAGUUUAUCAAAAAAGAGUUGAUCUGUCGUUAUGGUCUACCAGAGGGUAUUAUUACAGAUAAUGCCAAGAACCUUAAUAACAAAAUGAUGGACGAACUUUGUGAGAAAUUCAAGAUCAAUCACAGAAAUUCGACUCCAUAUCGCCCCAAGAUGAAUGGGGCAGUUGCAGCCAACAAAAAUAUUAAAAGAAUCAUUGAGAAGAUGACAACAACAUACAAAGAUUGGCAUGAAAUACUACCGUUUGCAUUGCAUGGAUAUCGCACAUCAGUUCGUACUUCAACAGGGGCAACACCAUUUUCUUUGGUUUAUGGUAUGGAAGCUGUCCUACCUUUAGAAGUUGAGAUACCUUCAUUGAGAGUUCUCAUGGAAGCUAAGUUAGAUGAAGCUGAAUGGAUAAGAGGUCGUUAUGAGCAGUUGAAUUUCAUUGAAGAAAAACGUUUGACAGCAUUAAGUCAUGGACAACUUUACCAAAAAAGACUAAUGCGAGCAUACAAUAAAAAGGUACACCCUCGAAGUUUUCGAGAAGGAGAUUUAGUGUUAAAAAGGAUACUUCCAUUUCUAAAGGACCAUCGAGGAAAAUGGACUCCUAAUUAUGAAGGUCCGUUCGUGGUAAAAAAGGCAUUUUCAGGAGGAGCUUUACUUUUAACCAAUAUGGAUGGUGUUGAGUUAAAAAAUCCGGUGAAUUCAGAUUAUGUUCGAAGAUACUAUGCGUGA